This is a messenger RNA of Culex pipiens pallens (northern house mosquito), 5558 nucleotides long. RefSeq names its product coronin-7-like. Bases 1628 to 5362 code for a protein of 1244 amino acids. The record is from RefSeq and is a predicted model, not a curated record. The transcript has 9 exons. Gene Ontology annotation, molecular function: protein binding. NCBI's taxonomy places the organism in Eukaryota, Metazoa, Arthropoda, Insecta, Diptera, Culicidae.
UCGCUGAACUUCAAGUUGGAAAUACUACGUCGGCUAUGGUACCCUUAUGUUUUAACAAUAGCUGUUCCGAAAAAUCCUUACCAUAUGGCGAAAAGUUAUAUUUCUCCAUGAAUUGUUCAACAAUUGUUUGAAUCAUUGGGACUUAAGAAAAUUUUCGCUAAAAUUCAUUUUUGGCUCAAUCAUACAAAAACGGUUUGAAAUAAUACCAAACAUAUGAGGAAUAAUUAUAUCGUACCAUUAAUUGUUGUGCAAUUGUUUCAAUUAUUAGGACUUAGGAAAUUUAGGAAAUUUUCCGCUUAGGUUUCUUUGACUAAAUCAUACCGAGUAUCAUAACUUUUAUCAUACCGGCUACAGUACAAUUAUGUUCUAACAAUAGCUGUUUCGAACCAUCCUAAUCGUAUGACGAAUAGAUACCGUUCAUUAAAUUGUAGGAAAAAAAAUCAACCAUUCGAAUAUGUCAAGAUAAGUGCAACAAUUCGGGAAAUAGUACCAUUUUAAUUUUGUUAUAUGGUUGUGACAUUAUAUCAACAAUAUCACAAAUGGUAACCAUACCAGAAAUAAUUUUCUUAUGAUUUCGACAGUUUCACCUUUGGUAUUUGAUUAUGCGGGCGUAUCUUAGUUUUUCUUAAAAAUGCUUACAAAACGCGAGUCAGCCAAUUCUAGAUGGCCCUGGUCAAAAAUAGAAGAAAAAAGGGUUUUUGAAAUCUGUGAAUUUCAGGGAUUGACUUGCAAGCAACGAAAUACAAUGAAGGUCUGGUAUUGCAACAUGAUUAUGCUUGAUAUUUACUGUUUUUAGAACUUUCGCCUAUAUCUCAAUCACUCAAUCUAAUCAAUAAAAUAAUUUAAAUUGCUAAGCAAAUCAAUUGAACUUUCAAACUCAAUGCAUUCUUUCAACUGUCCAUUCAAACCCGUCUUAUGUUACCACCCUGCCCAUCGUAACCCCCCAAAACUCAUCGUCGUCACAAACACAGUCCGCUCCUCGCGUGCGUACGCGUGUGCGUAUAUUUAUGUUUUGGGGCGUGAAUGCCGAGUACGGUCACCGCGCGCCGGUACCAAGACACCAACAUCCUUUUAAUGCUGUUCAUGUAUUAUUUUCCUUUUUAUUUUUUGCACUGUAGCAUGUUCUCUACCCUGAACCUCGAGUUCAGAGAGAGAGAGUUGGAGUCUUUUUAUGCUGCGCUGCGCCGCGCCUGCACCAACACUAUUACUCCAGAGGCGUAUUCGCGCGGCUUGUUCUGGGACUCUCGGAGCCAGAGCCAGGCAGUACUUCUUCACUCUCCGACCAAUGUAGACAACACCGCCGCCGCCGCCGUCGUCGUCGUCUUCGUCGCGCUCAGUGUGUACUUUAAAGUUGAGGAAAAGAAGAGGGGAACCAGAGAGAACAUUAUUUGCUGGCGAAAAGCGCAAGAAUUAUCGAGGAAGAAUUAGCCAAGACGCGAGCGCGCGAGUUCGAAAGGGUGUUCCAAAGUGCAAGCAGCAGAUCUUCGCAAAAGUCUAGCCUAGCAGCAGCAGCAGCAGCAGUUGGAAUAUCGUGAAAUCAACCCGGAAAUUCCCAACUAGCACCAGCACUCAUCUACCAGCAGCAGCAGCCCCACCCCGUAGCACACGCGGGCAACGCGACAGCAGCAUGGCAUGGCGAUUUAAGGCAUCCAAGUACAAGAACGCCGCCCCGAUCGUACCGAAGCCGGAAGUAUGCAUCCGCGACAUCUGCGUCGGCUCGUACCAGACGUACGGGAACAACAUCGCCGCUUCCGCUGCCUUCAUCGCGUUCAACUGGGAGCACGCGGGCUCGAGCCUGGCCGUCCUGCCGAUCGAUGACUGCGGCCGGAAGAGCAAAACGAUGCCGCUGCUGCACGCCCACUCGGACACGGUGACCUAUCUGGACUUUUCGCCGUUUCACGACGGGUUGCUGGCGACGGGAUCGCAGGACUGCCUGGUCAAGGUGUGGCACAUCCCGGAGAAGGGGCUGGAGAGUUCGAUUUCGAAUCCGGAGUGUUCGUUCUCGACGAAGCAGCGGCGGGUUGAGACGGUCGGGUUCCAUCCGACGGCGGACUGUCUGCUGUGGUCAACGGCGAUGGGCUGCGUCAGUUUGUGGGACUUGACGAGUCAGCAGGAGAGCUUUUCGAACAAUGAACAUCCGGAGGUGAUUCAGUCGUUGAGUUGGAAGGGCGACGGGAAGUUGUGCGCGACCAGCUGUAAGGACAAGAUGGUGCGGAUUUUGGAUCCGAGGGCGGAGUCGCCGAUCUCGUUGGUCGCCGAAAGUCACCAGAGCAUCAAGGACUCGCGGGUGGUUUGGUUGGGCGAUCAGAACCGGGUGUUGACGACUGGGUUCGAUGCGGCACGGUUGCGGCAGGUGAUCAUCCGGGAUUUGCGGAACUUUGCCGUGACGGAGAAGACGCUGGAGCUGGACUGCUCGACGGGAAUUCUGAUGCCACUGUUUGAUCCGGACACGAACAUGUUGUUCCUGGCCGGGAAGGGGGACACCACGAUCAGCUACCUGGAGGUGACGGACAAGGAUCCGUACCUGAUCGAGGGCAUCCGACACUCGGGUGAGCAGACCAAGGGUGCUUGCUUGGUGCCGAAGCGGGCGCUGCGGGUCAUGGAGGGCGAGGUGAACCGGAUUAUGCAGCUGACGUCCAACUCUGUGAUACCGAUCAUGUAUCAGGUGCCGAGGAAGACCUACCGGGACUUCCACAGCGAUCUGUACCCGGAGACCAACGGGUUUAAAACCGAGCUGACCGCCACCCAGUGGCUCAACGGAGUUAACAUGGCCGUUCCAAAGAUUAGUUUAGACCCGGCGAAGCGCGAACUCGGCGAACAGCCCAUCAUUAUUCUAAGAGGUAACCUAACCGAAGUGGUCAAGAACAUUGCCAACAAGUCGAAGAACGCGUCGACAACCAACAACUGCACGGCGGCCAAGAUCGACCGCGAGUCGGCGGUGGCGGCCACGACGAUCGUCAAGCCGACCUUCGUCCCGAUCAAGGACAAGAUCAAGCAGAUGGAGCAGCAGUCACACAGCGAAAAGAGCGAGUUUGAGCAGCGCUUCAAGGAGGUCACCACCAAGACCAGUACCAACGCGGAGUUGAUUCAGGACGUAGCGGAAGCCAACGGGAACCAUCCGGAGGAGGAGCUGGGAGAUGAUCGUCGCGACAGCAUCGAGGAGUCCGAUCAACCGGGCGAGAUCACUCCGCCCAAGCCGAUGCCGCGGACUUCGCGCAACAACUCGGUGUCCGAGCAGCUAUCGGGAGCUGCUGGAGACGAGCCGGUCGUGGCGGCUCCAAGGCCGGUGGCCCGUCCCAGGACUACCGCUACCGGAUACAAGCCCCGCCUCGGUCCAAAGCCGUUCAGCAGUACCGGCUCCUCGGCGGAGUUCUCCUUCGACAAGGUGUUCAACGUGCCGCAAGCGCCCGGCUCCGAGAACGGCGAAUCCCAGCGGGACUCCAACGAGAACAGUCUCGCGUCGAACGGGAGCGUCGACGAGCCAACGUCCCACGAGAACGGUAACGGUAAGGUAGAUGGGGAGGCGGCUUCCGCUGAAGAUCUGCCCGAGGAGGUUCCACUGCGAGCGAAAGAGACAGAGGAGGAGGACAAGCCCAGGAUCAUCUCGACCGCCGAGCGGAGAAAGUCGGGCGAUCGCGAAAAGAUCUUCGAGUCGAAGGCGUCCACCGAGUCGGAGGAUCAGUUCGAUGCGGCGCUGGACGACGUGUCGAACCAGUUUGAACGGUUGAGCGGCCAGCGGACGAGCAUCGCCGAGCGGCGUCGCAUGUACGAGAGUCGAUCGCAGAGCGUUCAGGAGGAGAAGCCCGCUUCGCCGGUUCCGUUGCGGCGCCGUGAGUCACUCAAGGUUCGUGGCGAGCAGAAGCCGACCGAUGAGGAGGCGAUGCCUCCGCCGGCGAGCGUCGAGUUCACCCGGAAUCGGAGCGACCUGUCCAAGGAGAACCUGCCGGCGGACAUCAACAAGCGGAACAACAGCAAUAACGCGUCCAACACGGCUUCGAAGCGAACGUCGACGGUGUUCGGGCGGGUCUCCAAGUUCCGGCAUUUGAAGGGAACCCCCGGUCACAAGUCGACGCACAUCGAGAACAUCCGGAACCUCAGCAGGCAGAUCCCCGGGGAGUGCGACGGGUUCCAGGCGAAUCCGGAGCGAGUAGCGGUUCCAAUCUCCGGAGCCGGCGGCAAGAUCGCGAUCUUCGAGCUCAGCAAGCCGGGUCGUCUCCCAGACGGAGUGAUCCCAUCCCUCGUCAACGGUAACAACAUCAUGGACUUCCAGUGGGACCCCUUCGAUAACAAGCGGCUGGCCGUCGCCUGCGACGACGGAACCGUCAAAAUCUGGGCCAUCCCGGAGGGUGGCCUGACGGAGCCCACCAACGAGCCGGAAAAGGAGCUGGUCGCCCACUCGGACAAGAUCUACAUCAUCCGGUACCAUCCGCUGGCGAAGAACGUCUUCCUGACUGCCAGCUACGACAUGACGCUCAAGAUCUGGGACCUGGACACGCUGACGGAGAAGUACUGUCUGCGCGGGCACACCGAUCAGAUCUUCAGCUUCGCGUGGAGUCCGUGCGGGGCGUAUGGCGCGACGGUCUCGAAGGAUGGGAAGAUCCGGGUGUACAACCCGCGCAAGUCGGAGAACCCGAUCCGUGAGGGACCGGGACCGGUGGGAACGCGCGGUGCCAGGCUGGUGUGGGCGAUUGAGGGGGAGUACAUCGUGGUGACUGGAUUUGACAAAGUCUCCGAGCGGCAGAUCUACGUGUACAAGGCCACCGACCUGAGCGCCCACCUCGGCAUGGUCGGCCUGGACGUCUCGCCGGCGAUCCUCAUCCCGUUCUACGACGAGGACAGCUCGACGAUCUUCGCGACCGGCAAGGGCGACUCCACCAUCUACUGCUACGAGAUCACCGAGGAGUCCCCCUUCAUCUGUCCCCUGUCCCAUCACAAGUGUUCCUCGCUGACCCAGGGUCUCAGCUUCCUGCCCAAGAACCAGUGCGACGUGGCCUCCGUCGAGUUCGCCAAGGCCCAACGGCUCACCAACGGCACCGUCGAACCGCUCAGCUUCGCCGUACCGCGCAUCAAGAGUGAACUCUUCCAGGACGACCUCUUCCCGCCCACCAAGGUCCUGUGGGAACCGACGCUCACCGCCAGCGAGUGGCUCUCCGGCAGCAACAAACCCGCCGCGAGGAUCAGCCUGCAGCCGGAAGGGAUGGACACAUUGUCGUCGAUCCAGCCGGCGGUGACGACGCCGACGCCGGCCAAGAAGAGCGACUCGACCAACAUCAACCAGCUCAUCGGCCAGCAGACGCAGUUCAACAAGGCCUGGAGUGCGGACCUGGUGCGGUCCAAGCAGGACGAGGUAAGCAGUACGUAACACACCACCCACCCUACACCCUCAAGUGUGAUGUGUGUUGUAGCUUUGAGUAGUUGUUGCAUGGUUUUGUUUCAGGAAGAAAGGGUCGAGAAUCGAGUCCAUUUGCAUAGCAUUGGCGCUCGGAUGGCACGUCGGCGGGUUGUUUUUGGAGAUUCGGCAAAGUUAUACCUGUUGUUGAUCGAAAUAUUUCGAUCGU